This is a messenger RNA of Sphaeroforma arctica JP610, 859 nucleotides long. RefSeq lists its product as hypothetical. Bases 1 to 591 code for a protein of 196 amino acids. NCBI's taxonomy places the organism in Eukaryota, Ichthyosporea, Ichthyophonida. The record is from RefSeq and is a predicted model, not a curated record. The transcript is spliced from 2 exons.
AUGACGGGGAGGACUUCUGACUCGCAGCCGUCGCGGUCGUUACAGCCGUCGCGGUCGUUACAGCCGUCCCAGUUGUCACAGUCGACACAGUGGUCACAGGCGUCUCAGCCGUUACAGUUAUAUCAGUUGUCACAGCCGUCCCAGUUGUCACAGCUGUCUCAGCAGCCAUCACAGACUUCUCAGUCGUCGCAGCUGUCUCAGCAGCCAUCACAGACGUCUCAGCCGGUGUAUGACUUUUCGGUUGUUAUGGCGACUCUGAACCAAAGCAUUCGCCCCAGCUACACCCGCACACAGAACCCGAAAGGCACAGAUCGUGAACGACGGCUGUCGUACCACUUUGAGCCGAUUGAACAAAGCUUGUCGGAUACCAUGCGCAUGUGGGCACAGGAGGAUCGCGUCACGGUGCAACGUGCGCGUGCUAAAGCGCGCGAGAGGAGACGCUUGGAAACGUUGCAGUUUGGUGAUGGUGAGGCUGACAUCAUGGGCCGUGGUCGGCGAGUGAGUGAGGUGGAUGUCAAGAGGGCCGUGUUUUGCUGUGAUCGGUGUUGGGACUGUGCGAAUUGUAAUGGGGGGCGGAAGGGUCUGAGUUAGCGGGGUUUGUAGUGAAGCUUGGGCGACCUUGCGAAACUAUGGCAUAGUGCGUGUAUAUAAAGUAUGAUAUAUAUAUAUGUAUAUAUAUAUACUGGUGUACACAGCUAGGGUUGUCGUUGGGCGAGAUUGCUUUCCUAUUUUAUGACAUCCUGUGCUACGCUAGCUCAGAAUAGUGGGUUAUCCUCCCUGGAAAUUCGGAAUUUAGCUUUAUACAUAUUGAAAUGACCUAAAAUGGCCUCAGUGCCAAAUAAAAAUAAUCUAACAAAUA